AUGGAACGCAAGACACAGUUCGCACCACCUCCAGUGCGUAUAAUUGCCUUAGGUGACAAGCUGCCACCCCCGAGGCGGCCUCCGUCUAAUGAAGGGUCAGACUCGGAAUCUGUUGAUGACGAAGAAGCUCAAUCAAAAGGGGUUCGUGCGGGAGAACUCCCUGAUGCAUCUCAUUCGUCCCGCCGUCCCCCGCUUCCUGGUCGUUUAGAAUUUGCACGAGCACGGAUUCCCGUCACAGCGCAUACAGGCAUCAUCGCUGUUGCUGGUGCAUAUGUAGUCACCGCUCAUCAUCACGUAAAAGUUUAUGAUUUGGCUCGUUCUCAAUCACUCCUGUAUAAUAUUGACCUGAAAGAGGCUGGUUUUGAGUGGCGAGGUAAAGAUCCUCGAGUGACAAGCAUGGAAUUCAGACCAGCAGGGGUCGAUGAAGAACGUGGGCGUUUCGUAUGGAUCGGCACGAAGGAUGGCACUAUCUGGGAACUGGACGUUCAGAGUGGUCAAGUCACGACGCUUCGCUAUGCUGCGCAUGCUGCUGCAGUCACGCAUAUAUUCAGACACGGACUUAACAUGGUUUCACUCGACGAGAACGGAAAAGUGCUUGUAUUCUCGCCAGAUCCAGAAACCAGUGUCUGUGCUGGAAUGCUCACCAACUCUUCUCCACGUGUAGUGCGCAUCACGGAAAAGCAAGGAUUCGCGAAGAUUUUGGGUGGUCUUCUCUGGACCUCCGGUGGACCGGGUUCAUCCGGGGCUGCGCAAGUGAACGGGGCUGGAACGUCAGCACGCGGACCUGUCGUGCGUGUCUACAACAUCUUGGCACAUUCUGGAGGGGGGAAAUCUUUACUACCACUCGAAAGUGCGGGUAUAGGUGCAGUAACUUCGGGAACUGUUCUUCAAUCGUCUCCCGGUAAAGUAUUCCUCGGUCAUGAGGGAGGAUUCAUCUCCCUAUGGGAUCUGCAUUCAGAAGAUGGUAUGCCUGCCUGCACUGAAGUUGUCAAAGUGUCUGCGUCAGACGUUCUUUGCUUGGAGGGCGUUUGCGAUCGAUUGUGGGCCGGAGGUAGGAAGGGCCUGAUAUGCACUUAUAAUGUCGAUUUCAAACCAUGGGUUAUCACAAAUAGCUGGAUGGCUCACUCGGACUUACCAGUACAAAAGCUCUUCAUUGACCCAUUUAGCAUAGAGAGAUGCAUUCAGUUGUCGGUGAUAAGUGUAGGUAGGGAUGAGGAAGCACGUUUUUGGGAUGGUCUCCUUGGAAUAAACUGGAUAGAUGCCGAGCUUUCAAAGCGGGAAUCUUCAUUUUCUGUCUUCCGUCCUCUGACAGCCUUAAUCGUAUCGUGGAAUGUUGACGCUGCAAAACCAGAUACGCUCACGGGCUGUCCUGAGAAUGUUAACUUCUUUGAUGAAGUGCUCCAAUCUGUUGAAUCGCCAGACAUCAUCGCGUUUGGUUUCCAGGAGUUAAUAGAUCUAGAGAGCCGUAAGAUGGCGGCGAAGACAGUCUUACUGGGCGGGAAGAAGAAGGCGGCGGAUGGUUCAAUCUCUGAGAAGGUGUCGCGCUCGUAUAAAAUGUGGCACGACCGGCUGAGCUUGGCAGUACGACUUGCCAUGCCUCCGGAUUGUCCAUACACAGUUGUACAUGCGGAGAACCUUGUAGGGCUUUUCAGUUGUAUUUUUAUCAAGUCUUCAGAACGCAGGGGAUUGAAAGACGUCGCAAUUACUACCGUGAAGCGCGGCAUUGGAGGCAUGUAUGGUAAUAAGGGCGGUAUCGUCGCUCGUCUUGUGAUUGACGAUUCGUCUAUUUGUUUUAUCAAUUGCCAUCUGGCGGCGGGCCAACAUCAUAUUCGAGCUCGAAACGCUGAUGUUGCAGCUGUGCUUGACGAGAAGGAAGUAUUUCCAGUAGCGAUCUCAGAUUCCGAGUGCAUCGCAUAUGCUGGUGGUGGGGACGGGACCAUGGUCCUCGACCAUGAAUUUGUUUUUCUUAACGGUGACUUGAAUUACCGAAUUGAGCAACGGCGAGAGGCUGCGAUUGCUGCCGUUCACGCGGGUCAAAUCGAACAACUCCUUGCUCACGACCAGCUCCUCCGAGAAAUGCGUGUUAACCGCAGCUUCCGUUUGCAUACCUUCGUCGAAGCACCAAUCGCCUUUGCCCCGACUUACAAAUACGACCGACGAUCCAAUAAUUAUGACUCCUCUGAGAAGAAUCGCAUACCAGCAUGGUGCGACCGCAUUCUGUACAGAACACGCGAUGCAAAUCGCGUUCAAAACCUGCAUUACCGGCGCUACGAGGCAAACGUGUCUGACCACAGGCCUAUUUCUGCUGCUUUCCGCAUAACAGUCAAGUCUGUAGACCACGCGAAGCGAUCCCGUGCUAAAGCGGAGGUUGAGGAUCUCUGGCUGGAUCAACAGGUAGUAAGACUUUCGGAUGCCCGUACCUUCUAUGUCGAGCAAGCAUUGCUUUGA
Molecule: messenger RNA, 2448 nt
Organism: Fomitiporia mediterranea MF3/22
Lineage: Eukaryota; Fungi; Basidiomycota; Agaricomycetes; Hymenochaetales; Hymenochaetaceae
Product: DNase I-like protein
Exons: 4
Coding region: 1-2448 (815 amino acids)
Biological process (GO): phosphatidylinositol dephosphorylation
Molecular function (GO): phosphatidylinositol-4,5-bisphosphate 5-phosphatase activity; protein binding
Source: RefSeq, a predicted model, not a curated record